Molecule: messenger RNA, 2001 nt
Organism: Solanum stenotomum
Lineage: Eukaryota; Viridiplantae; Streptophyta; Magnoliopsida; Solanales; Solanaceae
Exons: 4
Coding region: 1-2001 (666 amino acids)
Source: RefSeq, a predicted model, not a curated record
AUGCCAGAUCGCAAUACACUCUCUACUAUGAGAAAAAAGCCAAAUGAAAGCUUUAGAGAGUAUGCUAUCAAAUGGAGGGAACAAGAAGCCCGGGUCAAACCACCUUUAGAUGAGCAAGAAUUGGUUGAUAUCUUCAUAGAGGCUCAAGAUCCUAACUAUUUCCACCACCUGACAGCCGCAAUGGGAAGACCGUUUCACACAGCAAUCAAAAUUGGAGAAAUAGUCGAAAGUGGCCUCAAAACAGGAAGGAUCGUGAGCCAGGCAGCAAUCAAAGACCACACAGUAUCUCCAUCUCCAUACACGGUUUUCAAUGCUCAGUCAUAUGUGCAUUCUCCUAAUCGCCCACAUUUUCGGGCCUUAACUCAAGGAAACCUUCGCCCACAACGACCACCCUAUCAGGUCCCUUACAACCCUCUUCCUAUGCAACAUUAUGCUCAAGAGCAGGGACAGAAAAGGAAAUUCCCUCCAUUGGGAGAGUCAUACUCCAGCUUGUUUCAAAAGUUAAGAAAGAUAAGAGUGAUUGGGUCUAUCUCACCACAUCGUCUGAAUCCAACUUCUCUAGGUUUCCAAGCCAAUGAAAGAUGUAAGUAUCAUUCAAGGGCCCUAGGACACAACACUGAUAAUUGUUGGACCUUGAAGGGGGCGAUAGAUAAGCUAAUCGAUCAUCGAGUGGUCGUUGUGACAGAUGAUCAAAACACUCCCAAUGUGACUAAUAACCCACUUCUAGCUCAAAACAAUUUAGUGGGUAUGAUCUGCGAUGAUCAAGAGUACAAACUCCUUGGCAAAAUGGGAAAGUUGUUUAGGAAGAUCGAAGAGGAAAACAAUUCGAUAAAGAUUUUAGAACCAGUUGCAUCUUUGAGUGUGGAAGGUGUCAACCUUGAUACCAAAGUUUUGUGUGUCUCGGGGGUUUCGAAGGGGAUUGAAGUUCGAGCAACUGAUUCAAAGGCUGUCCCUUGGAACUAUAACAAAAUCGCUGUGGUUUACCGAGGAAAGGAGAUUUUUGAAGAGGUUGAUGAAACAGGAAGGUUGACACGCUCUGGAAGAUGUUAUUCUCCAGAAGAAUUAAGAAAAGGAAAGAUGACUCAAAACAUCCAAGUACCACCGAAGAAAGCAGUUACUGAGGAAGAAGCAGAAGAAUUUCUAAAAAAGAUUAAGGUUCCAGAUUACUCUGUUGUGGAACAAUUGAAGAAAACCCCGGCACAGAUUUCUUUGUUAUCUCUACUCUUGCACUCAAAAGAACAUCGUCGUGUGUUGAAUAAGAUUUUGAAUGAAGCACAUGGAGAUGGACACAACAGAGCAUUGCUUCUUACUGUGAAAUGUGAAGGGUACUAUGUAAAGAGGGUCAUGAUAGAUGGGGGAUCCAGGGUAGACAUAUGUCCUCUCUCUACGCUGCAAAACUUGAAAAUUAGCCUUAACAGAAGUCGCCCCAGUAAUAUAUUUGUUCGAGCUUAUGACGGCUCAAGGUGGGAUACCAUUGGUGAAAUCAAGUUAAACAUGACAAUUGGACCGGUGGACUUUAUGAUUGUGUUCCAAGUAAUGGACAUGGACACAUCUUAUAAUUUUCUAUUGGGAAGGCCAUGGAUCCACAUGGCUCGGGCAGUCCCAUCAACUCUACACCAAGUUGUUAAGUUUGAACACAACCAUCAGGAAAUCAUUGUGCAUGGGGAAGAUGAUUUACCUAUUUACAUAGAUCCCUCUAUUCCAUACAUUGAGGCAAAAGAAGGAUGUGAAUCCAUUAUUUAUCAGUCUUUUGAGGCCGUAUCAGUCGAUCGCUUUAGAGAAGUUGACCCCACUAUCCAACCAUGUCUCUCUUCUUCCUAUUCAAUGAUAGGAACGACAAUGCUCAAAUAUGGUUGUCAACCUGGUAUAGGUUUGGGACUAUGUUCGCAAGGAAUUGUGGAUCUCAUUACUCUUUUAGGGAACCAAGGCACCUCUGGCCUCAGGUACAAACAAAUCAAGAGAAAUGGAGAUGAGACUAAGAACCACAAAAGGACUGAUUAG